GAAUUCCAACACCUGACUUACCCAUACCUCAUUGCGCACCUCAUGCGCUCUUUCCGUGAUAAAUACUGUGAUCCCCACCUCGCUCUCUCCAUCUUCAACUACGCCCAGCACUUAAGUAUCCCAAGCUACGUAUUCGGAUGCACCACUCCCGCAUACAACGAGCUGAUAGAAACCCGCUGGUCAUGCUUCCACGACCUCAGAGGCGUGCAUGACGCCCUCGAAGAGAUGCGCUUCAAUGGCGUCGAGCCGGAUGGCAGAACCAAGAAACUCGCCGAAAAACUAAGGCGCAAAGUAGGCGCGCGCACGAUUUGGGAAGAGGAGUCUGUGUUUGGGAGUGGAGAAGUCGUCGGGAUGUUGUCUAAGAUUGAGCAGCUUACUAUUAAGGAGCCGAGAAGGAAACAGGAGAAAAGGCCGGGUAAGAAAUUGCCGGCUUUGGAUGCAUGGAAGGAUGAUGCACUCAAGGAGGACGUGGAGGACAGGUAUGAGUUCGGCCAG
Messenger RNA from Suillus plorans, 495 nucleotides. RefSeq lists its product as uncharacterized. NCBI's taxonomy places the organism in Eukaryota, Fungi, Basidiomycota, Agaricomycetes, Boletales, Suillaceae. The record is from RefSeq and is a predicted model, not a curated record. The annotation marks the transcript as partial. The transcript has a single exon. Gene Ontology annotation, cellular component: mitochondrion.